AUGGCUCUCGGUCUUUUCUCCAUCCCAGGCUUGGGCGCAUGGUUCGGGGUGCGUUACCAAUCACAACAUAAACGUGCCAAGCUGCUCAAGGAGAGGAUGGGCUCUACAAAGUUCCUGGGCUCCCAGGUCGGAGGGAGCACCGUCAUCAAUUACUCUUACACCGACUUCCCCUACAAGCUGCUCGCUUGGGAUAUCUACUACUUCUUCGAGUACAUCUGGGCGCUGCCGUGGAUCGUCUGGCCCGUCACUCCGGCCGACUCUGGCGACCUCGACGAGCUGGCCUUCACCAGACAGAACCUCUUUUGCAUUUUCAUGCACAUUAUUCUAUUUGUUCUACAGCUUGUCUUCGUUCUGGCCCUGCCCUUCGCCAUUAUAUUGCCAAUCUGGGUGGCUGGGCUCGCUUCGGCCGCCUUCUUCACUCUCAACUAUCUGCUUUGCCUCCUGAUCAACGGCCCGACGCUCACGUACACCUCGGACCCCAAGUAUGCCCCCGAGCUGCCGGAGCAUGCGCACGAAAAAUGGGUUUUCCUUAACGGUGUUGCUGUGGGGGAACACUGGAUGAAGAACAACCUCAACAGGCUGGCUCUUACCUUCAAGCGGCCUAUUCUGGGUAUCCACAACCAAACGUCAGGAAUCCUCUUCGACGUUGUCGAAUGUCUCAUCCAGCGGAACCUGGGCUACGCCACGUAUGAUGUACGGAUGUGCUACCGCAUUGUUAAGGAAACGCUCUACAACCCUCAAUACUCCAAAGUUGUUUUUGUUCUGCACUCACAGGGCGGCAUCGAGGGUGGUCUCGUUCUUGAUUGGUUGUUGCAGGAACUGCCACAAGACCUCCUUGCCAAACUCGAGGUAUACACCUUUGGAAACGCUGCAAACCACUUCAACAACCCUCAUCGGCACGCAUUGUCCCAGGCUCUGGCGCAGAAUAAUCCCGCUGCCAUGACUCUGACCACCACUACGAUGACACAUGGAGAGCUCACCAGCAGCCCCAUAUCCUCAGUCACCAACAGUGACCUUGGUCAGGUUUCAAGUCUGAGCAGCGGAAGCAAGAGUCAGAAGAGCCUGUCUGGAACCCCAACCAUUCGUAAUGAAUCAUCGUCGACUUCGUCACGGUCCUCGACUGCAGCGCUAGACAGAGCCAUAGGCCACGUUGAGCACUACGCCCACUCGACCGACUUCGUGGCGAUUUGGGGUGUCCUACACUUCUGCACGUCCUUGACUGCUGACCACACCAUGCCACGCUUCAUCGGGCGGCUAUUUGUGCGCGCCUCGGAGCGCGGCGGCCACCAGCUUUGCCAGCACUACCUCGACGGCAUGUUCCCUCUCGCCAGGGACCCGAAGACGGGUGAGUUCAUCGGGGCUUCGGACGAAAACGAGUUCAUGGAGAGCGAGAUCCAGGUCGGUCGGGAAGGCGACGCUGGAUUCAACGCCCGCGAGGCGUUUGAGGUGUCGUAUCUCGGCCGUGGCUUCGCAAGCGAAGUUGAAUUCCACGGAGAGCACGUCAAGGGAAGGCACAGGAAGAGAACGGUCAAGGUCAAGGAUCUCUCCCGACUGUGGCUGUAUCGCAACGGUCGCAGCCCUCCCGAGACGCCGCCACUGCUGUACACGGAGAAUGGCAUUGUUAGGAACGCGACUCUGUGA
Messenger RNA from Colletotrichum graminicola M1.001, 1641 nucleotides. RefSeq lists its product as uncharacterized. The record is from RefSeq and is a predicted model, not a curated record. The transcript has 3 exons. Lineage: Eukaryota; Fungi; Ascomycota; Sordariomycetes; Glomerellales; Glomerellaceae. The coding region runs from base 1 to 1641 and encodes 546 amino acids.